AUGGAAAUCAAAAUCAGAAAAACAGGGAUGUCAGACAACAUUCCUUUUGACAUGCAAGUAGAGAUCAUGAAAAGACUUCCUGUUAAAGCGCUGGCCGUGUUCAGAUCGGUUUCGAAAGCUUGGAAAUCAGUAAUCGACAGCCGUCUCUUUGUUGCCGAUUACACCAACUUUCACCAGCAACAUCGGCUUCUUAUAAGGUACAUGAUUGAUUACAAGUUUGGAUACUACUACCAAUAUGUUUCCAUAGUUGACAAUGACACUCUCUCCCGACAUGAAUUUCAAAUUGUUAUUGCUAAUGUUCCCGGGUCGGUAGUACAACUUGUUGGUACGUCUCAAGGGUUGUUAUGCUUAUUCGGUGAUUAUCGAGUGGAUGAUUGUAUUAAAAAAACAGCUGUGAUCUGGAAUCCGUCACUUGGAAAAUCCAUUGCUAUAGAUGUGCCUGUUGUAGGUGAUUCAGAUUCAACCGUUUUAGGUUUUGGGGUUCGCCCUGAUAAUCUUGACCCUAUGAUUGUAACGAUUGAUUAUGUUGAACAUUGUUAUGAGGUUAUGCUGUUUGUGUUAAGCUCACGGGAUUGGAGAACUCCACGUGGUAGAUUGCCUCCUAAGUCGAUUGUUUUUUCACACGGCACUCCAGUUGCUACGGAUCGGUGUAUUUAUUGGGAAGCUUGUGAGGUUAGUAUUUAUUUAGUUGUUGCGUUCGAUAUGGUGUGUGAAACCUUUACUGAAAUAAACCUCCCUCAUUGUGUAGCACACCGGUCUUCUAAUGAAGAUUUUUCCAUCUCUAUGAUAAGAGGGUCUCUUGCGCUACUUGAAUGGUAUGAUGACGUCAAGAAACAAGGUUGUGACGUAUGGAUGAUGGUGGACAAUGGUGCUUCAAAAUCGUUCACAAAGCUAUUCACCAUCAACAUACCAUCAUUACCGUCAUUAUCUACAGAGGUUCUAGGAUUUAGGAAGAAUGACCAACCUAUUAUGCAAACAGCUGGUUACCGGCAUCCAGCAUCACUUGAACUUUAUGAACCACGCACAGGGACCAUCAAGAAAACGGGGAUUAACCUUGAAGAAGGUUCAUACUUUUUAAGUUCCUACACGGAAACUUUACUUUUGCUAGAUCAGGUGGAUGAGCAAGUUGUAACGAUCCAAUUGCUAAAUCAGUCAUCAUGA
Erigeron canadensis is the source of this 1161-nucleotide messenger RNA. RefSeq names its product putative F-box protein At3g10240. The coding region runs from base 1 to 1161 and encodes 386 amino acids. NCBI's taxonomy places the organism in Eukaryota, Viridiplantae, Streptophyta, Magnoliopsida, Asterales, Asteraceae. The record is from RefSeq and is a predicted model, not a curated record. The transcript has a single exon. Gene Ontology annotation, molecular function: protein binding.